Aspergillus novofumigatus IBT 16806 is the source of this 685-nucleotide messenger RNA. RefSeq names its product DUF1993 domain-containing protein. Bases 57 to 569 code for a protein of 170 amino acids. The record is from RefSeq and is a predicted model, not a curated record. NCBI's taxonomy places the organism in Eukaryota, Fungi, Ascomycota, Eurotiomycetes, Eurotiales, Aspergillaceae. The transcript has a single exon.
CACCAACAAAGACCAUAAACACAAUUACUACUUCUUCCACUAAAAACUCAAUCAAAAUGACCUCCUCUCUCUACACCUACACCGUCCCCACCUACCUCAAGGGCCUGGAAACCCUUACUCUCCUCCUCAAAAAGGCCGAAGAAUACGCCAAAGAAAACAACAUCCCCCUCUCCGAGUUCGUCGAGGCCCGUCUUUACCCAAACAUGCUGCCUCUGAGCUUCCAAGUGCAAUCCGUCAGCAACACUUCCAAGAACUCCGUCGCCCGACUCGCCGGCACCGAAAACGUGUCUAUGGAAGACAACGAGAAAACCUUUGAGGAGCUCUACGAUCGCAUCAACCGGACCAUCGAGGUGAUCAAGGCGGUUGAUCCCAAGCUCUUCGAGGGCAAAGAUCACACCGAGUUCCAUGUGAAAUUGGGCUCGUAUGAGUCGACCUUCACCGGGGAGUCGUACGUGAACCGCUUUGGGCUGCCGAAUUUCUUUUUCCAUUUGAACAUUGCGUAUGCCAUCUUGAGAAGUAAGGGAGUGCCGCUUGGGAAGUUUGAUUAUCUCAAGUACUUCAAUGCUUGAUCUACUGUGUGUUUCGCAGGAGGAAUAGGAAGGAUGAAUCAUGAGUCGUUAUACAUUAUGCUACAAAUACAGAUUAUGAAACCAAGUAUGGUAUAGUACAUUGCUUGAACAAGACA